Messenger RNA from Linum trigynum, 2408 nucleotides. NCBI's taxonomy places the organism in Eukaryota, Viridiplantae, Streptophyta, Magnoliopsida, Malpighiales, Linaceae. The record is from the annotation of a GenBank genome assembly.
CGCUCUCAUGCGCUUUUGGGAAUUAGGUUUAAAUGAUUUAAUUUCACUUUUAACUUCACUAAUCAUGAUAAUAACUUCUAUCUUUCUUCCUAAUUUUAUGAGUAUGUUUAAUUAAAACGUUGGACGGGCGCCGACCUUUCGUGCCCUAAUUAACCCUAAAUGUCACCAUUCUACCUAUUGUGCCCCUAAUAAGCCCUACAUUUAUAGUUUCACUUCAAUUUCUUGAAAACCAACAUUUCUCUUGGGAUUUUUUUUUAUUCUCUAAAGUCUAAAUACACAAGACUCGAUAAAAAUAAGAAAACCAAGCAAGCCAAAGGCAUACAAAAAGUCCAUUAUGUCCUUCAAUAAGUCGUCAUUAUUCUAAGGAAUUAUCAACAACCCAGAUUGAAAAUUAGAAGAGGAGAUUACUACGAUAAUUAGAAGAGGAGGGAAAUAAUUUCGAAUUUAUGGAAUCAAAAUUAAAAAAAAUAUCAUUCUAUUCCCAAAGAGAAAAGGAAAACAAAAUCAAAAUUAUUAGUAGGAAUGUAAUGGGAAAAGAAAAACGUAAAUCGAAAUUAAAAAGGAAAUUUUCUUUUUUGAUGCCAGCCAGCCCAGGAGCGCAGGGCUUUAAAUAGCCGAAACCCAACCGAAAGGAUUCCAUUCCAUUCAACCAUUCAGCCGAGAGCGAGCUGGUAGACGCUUUUUCUCCUUCCCAGUUCCCCUUUUCUGCGGCCUCGUCUCUUUUUCCUUGCGCGCUCUCUCUCUCUCUCUGCCACCCUAAUCUAGGGUUUUAGUGAGACGGCUACUUCGCCUCCUCCAAGCUUUCAUACUACCGCUGCUUUUUGAACUUCCGUCUGAAACCAUGGGCAGCGACAAGGCUAACUUCAAUAUGGCCGAUCUUAGCGCAGCUUUGAAUGAAGGGGAUCGUGCUGGGCUUGUUAACGCACUCAAGAAUAAGCUGCAAAAUUUGGCUGGGCAGCACACGGAUAUGAUCGAGGCCUUGCCUCCUCCAGUGCGUGAGCGUGUUGAGCGUCUCAGAGAAAUUCAGAGCCAACAUGAUGAGCUGGAAGCAAAAUUUUUUGAGGAGAGGGCGGCCCUUGAAGCCAAGUACCAAAAGUUGUACCAACCGCUUUACACCCAGCGUUAUGGAAUUGUGAACGGUGUUGCCGAAGGCGAGGAAGUACCGAAGAAGGAAAGUGCAGUCCCGGAAGAGGGGGAUAAGACUGAGGCAGUUGAAGAGAAAGGUGUCCCAGAGUUUUGGCUCCUUGCCAUGAAGAAUAAUGAAGUCUUAACUGAGGAGAUUACUGAGAGGGAUGAAGGAGCUUUGAAGUAUUUGAAAGAUAUCAAAUGGUGCAGAGUGGAAGAGCCCAAAGGGUUCAAGCUUGAGUUUUUCUUUGAUACCAAUCCUUACUUCAAGAACUCUGUCCUAACCAAGACAUAUCACAUGAUUGACGAGGAUGAGCCCAUUCUUGAGAAAGCUAUUGGGACUGAAAUCGAAUGGUAUCCAGGGAAGUGCUUGACCCAAAAGAUCCUUAAGAAGAAGCCAAAGAAGGGGUCCAAGAAUGCUAAGCCCAUAACCAAAACCGAGGAAUGUGAAAGCUUUUUCAACUUCUUCAAUCCUCCACAAGUUCCUGAGGAUGAUGAGGAGAUCGAUGAAGAUACUGCUGAAGAGCUUCAGAAUCAAAUGGAACAAGACUAUGACAUUGGUUCUACCAUUCGGGACAAGAUCAUCCCCCAUGCUGUGUCAUGGUAUACCGGGGAGGCUAUACCAGCUGAUGAUGAUGGGCUUGAUCUGGAUGAUGAUGAGGACGAUGAUGUCGAUGAAGAUGACGAUGAAGAUGAAGAGGAUGAUGAGGAAGAGGACGAUGAUGAGGAUGACGACGAUGAAGAAGAGGUGAAGACUAAGAAGGGUGCCGCUGGGAGCAAGAAGAGUGGUGGCAGCAAGACACAAGCAUUGGAUGGCCAGCAGCAGGGAGAGCGGCCUCCAGAGUGCAAGCAGCAGUAAAAGAUGUCAAAGCCUCUUAGAGUUUUGGAUGGUGGAAGGAAGAUGAUGAUGUUUUCGCCUUAGUUUUUAUUUGGGCAGUGUGGGAGAGAGGGGAGAUAGAACACAGACGGUCGUGGAUGUUUUGGAGGGUGGUUCCUUUUUAUCCAUUUUUGUUUCUCAUUAUCUCUUGUUUCUUAACUUGCAUGCAAUUCAAGUCAGUUUGUUUGUUGAGGAAGGGAGAGAUUGAUUAGGGUUAUAUUAGUUGUAGUCCAGACUCCAGAGUCGAGACACAGAUUGGUUUCUCCUUAAUUUUGCCCCUUUGCUCUUUGUUGUUAUUUUCGUGUAAUCCAUGGCCGGCAGGGUUUUAUCUUAAUGUGAAUGUGUUGCGUUGGGUUUCUCUAUGCUCUUAUUUCCUUUCUUCAACCAAUCAAUCUUACUGGAAUUU